AGGGAGAUUGGGCAGGGUGAAGGGGGCAGGGGAAGUUAAAGGGUGUGGACUGGGAUAUGCAGGGCUGAGCUGGUUUGAGCUGUGGUGUGUUGGGGAAGUCUGGUCUAGAAUGGGCUGUGGUAUGGUGGCUCUGGGUUAGACCAGCAGAGUGAGGAGUCAAGGCUGAUGACAGGAAGGGAAUUGUGGAGGAGGACAGGGUAGAGUAGUCAAUUGACAGAGAGACUGAUUGGAACAGCCACUCCACCCUGUCCAUCCCACUAACACAACCCCUUUUCUCUGGAUGCUCAGCACUUGACUGGCUAUUUUUUGUCACGCUUCACUAAAUAAGGCCAGGCAGCGUCGGGGAACAGACAGGCUGGUCAGGGUGGCGCAUGUCUGCCGUUCCUACCUGGGUAUAUAAGCUCCGGGACGGUGGGGGUUUACUCCGACCACGCUGACCUUCCAUUCUCUCCCAGAGUUUGUCCAUAUCGUUUUUUUCAUGAUGUCUACUUUUCCACUUUUAAUUUCAACAUCAAUGUUUAUGUAUUCAUCCACUCUUCCAGGUCAUCAUCAGGUGACAGGGUUGUCCUUCUAAAUGUUUUCAUUACCUUUUUUUCCCUUCUUCUUCUUCCUCUGAUUGGAUAGAAACAUAUAUUUUUUUAUGCAUUGGUACUUUGGAGGAUUGAUAGAAGCCUGUGUUGCGGUGACCUCUGGAUGCACGGCGGCUCUGUGUAAUAUGACUGAUAGAAGCCUGUGUUGCGGUGACCUCUGGAUGCACGGCGGCUCUGUGUAAUAUGACUGAUAGAAGCCUGUGUUGCGGUGACCUCUGGAUGCACGGCGGCUCUGUGUAAUAUGACUGAUAGAAGCCUGUGUUGCGGUGACCUCUGGAUGCACGGCGGCUCUGUGUAAUAUGACUGAUAGAAGCCUGUGUUGCGGUGACCUCUGGAUGCACGGCGGCUCUGUGUAAUAUGACUGAUAGAAGCCUGUGUUGCGGUGACCUCUGGAUGCACGGCGGCUCUGUGUAAUAUGACUGAUAGAAGCCUGUGUUGCGGUGACCUCUGGAUGCACGGCGGCUCUGUGUAAUAUGACUGAUAGAAGCCUGUGUUGCGGUGACCUCUGGAUGCACGGCGGCUCUGUGUAAUAUGACUGAUAGAAGCCUGUGUUGCGGUGACCUCUGGAUGCAAGGCGGCUCUGUGUAAUAUGAUUGGUCACUGUCGAGAAAAAGGGAAAAGGACAAACAGCUGAGAGGUUAUACACUUUCUGUCAAAGAUUUCAUCUCUCCAACAUGCCGUUGUGGCAAAAUCUACCAGGGAACAGCCGGACACUGCCUGCAGCAGCCACACUGCACGGCCACCACCCCACCAGCCGGACACUGCCUGCAGCAGUCACACUGCACGGCCACCACCCCACCAGCCGGACACUGCCUGCAGCAGCCACACUGCACGGCCACCACCCCACCAGCCGGACACUGCCUGCAGCAGCCACACUGCACGGCCACCACCCCACCAGCCGGACACUGCCUGCAGCAGCCACACUGCACGGCCACCACCCCACCAGCCGGACACUGCCUGCAGCAGCCACACUGCACGGCCACCACCCCACCAGCCGGACACUGCCUGCAGCAGCCACACUGCACGGCCACCACCCCACCAGAUUCCCCUCACACCGACUGAAGCUGUCCCACCUCACCUCUUCUGGCUGCACUGAAGAACUUCACACCAAAAAUGCUUUGCUAAAGCUGGUAAAAUGGAACCAAAUCAACUGUUGAAUGGAUUUGGUCCCCUUCAACCAGCUGUAGCUCUGCAUUGAUCACACCGGACCACUGAAGAGAGAGACACAGAAUGUCUGACAGACACACCAAGACUGACUCUCUGACCUGAGAACAGCGCUCAAAAGAGGGCAACUAUAACAGAGACACCGUGUCAGGGAUGGGCACCACUGACCUGAGAACAGCGCUCACCGGUAUGGCAGAUAUAACAGAGACACUGUGUCAGGGAUGGGCACCACUGACCUGAGAACAGCGCUCACCGGUAUGGCAGAUAUAAAUAACAGAGACACUGUGUCAGGACACACUGAUCCAGGAGCAGACAUGUGUGAGCACAAAAGGGAACCAUCAAGACCACAACAGGGAAGGCUUAAAAUACAGUUGAACCUUUCUGUACAGUAUAAGGAUAUAGAUGUGUUUUGUUAUACAAUAGUCAAGGUAAGUAUUUAUUUCCUAACCAUGUAUUACUAUGUAUUACAGUCUAUAUAAUUGCUACCCUUUGUACCUGACUGGAAGGUGAAAUGAGAGGGGGGGAUGUGGAGUGCAUAAGUAAAGCAACUGCUCUCUGUCUCUCUCUCUCUCUCUCUCUCUCUCUCUCUCUCUCUCUCUCUCUCUCUCUCUCUCUCUCUCUCUCUCUCUCUCUCUCUCUCUCUCUCUCUCAUCAAUAAAAGCAUAUCCUGAUGUUCAUAAA
Messenger RNA from Salmo salar (Atlantic salmon), 2435 nucleotides. RefSeq lists its product as uncharacterized. The record is from RefSeq and is a predicted model, not a curated record. NCBI's taxonomy places the organism in Eukaryota, Metazoa, Chordata, Actinopteri, Salmoniformes, Salmonidae.